This is a messenger RNA of Fomitopsis serialis, 303 nucleotides long. RefSeq lists its product as uncharacterized. Lineage: Eukaryota; Fungi; Basidiomycota; Agaricomycetes; Polyporales; Fomitopsidaceae. The transcript has 3 exons. The record is from RefSeq and is a predicted model, not a curated record. The coding region runs from base 1 to 303 and encodes 100 amino acids.
AUGGGCGACUUCGAUAACGGGGCGAACUGGUCUGGCCAGCAGGUCGGGGGCGCCGAGGGCGACGUGCAGCGCUUCGACAACUCGGUCAACAACGCGUUCGACGACGGUGUCCAGCACGUCGCCGAUGCCCCCGAUGACGCCGCGCACUGGGCGGGCGACCAGGCCGGAGAUGUGGCCCACGGUGUGACCGAUGUCGGACGGGACAUCGGAGAUGGGGUCCGCGACGUCGAGAACUUUGGCAGUGGUGUCGACAACUCGUAUGACCAGGGUGUGCAGCAGGGCGAGCAGCAAGGCGGGUGGUGA